Messenger RNA from Cladocopium goreaui, 2836 nucleotides. NCBI's taxonomy places the organism in Eukaryota, Dinophyceae, Suessiales, Symbiodiniaceae. The record is from the annotation of a GenBank genome assembly.
AUGGCAGCUUCGCAAGUGUUUUGGGUCAGACGUGGCCGCAGAUGGCUCGGCUACAGGAAGGUGGUUAAGCCACCGACCUCGCCGAGCGAGAAGCCCACGCUGCUCACCAGCCGACCCUGUGUGAAUGCGGCCAAAACGGCUGUGAAGCACGGAGAGGCCAAUGCGUUGGGCAAAGCUGAGGCGGAGGAGACGGUCAGGAAGGAGCCUUCAGUCUACGGAUUCAAUCCUGGCAUGAAGGAUCAACCCAAGUUCGUCGAUCUGCAGGCGAUAUUGGAUGAUAUUGGAGAGGAGGGAUCACCGCCAAAGAAAUACGUUGUCGUUGUGGACAAGAAGCAGCUUCGCAACUUCCAGGGUUUUGGUGUUGUUUCCAUUGAAACGAUCAUCGCUGAAUUCCUGGGGAUGUUCACCACGGCGUGCAGGGAUGUUCCAGGAGUCAUGGUGAAAUCGCGGUGCAUACUCGGUGUUCUGGUGGCUUUGCUCGGUGCUGCUUGUGCCAAGAAGGUCAAAGAUCAGGUGUUGCUGCAAGUGUCGAACUUUGACACGAACCAAGCCCUGACCUCCGUCGCGGCUUUGCGGCUCCGUGAACGCAUCGCUCGUGAUCCCAUGCUGAUUGAGAAAGAAGCUGCAGAUGCAGGAAUUGAGCUGAAACCAAUGCAGCGCAAACUGUUGACUCAACUGCGGGCAGCAGGACCCAGCAACCACACAGACCACCUGAGUUUGUUGCAGUCGGCAGGAGAUAUUGGGGAGGUGGAAUUGAACAAUAUCGCGAACGUUCUUUUGGACGUAGUGCAAGACGAGGAGAACCAACUGAAGGAUGCGAACACGGCGAUUAGCAACAACCAGAAGAAAUUGACAAGUGCAUCCAGAGCCAGCCUGAUCAAUGGACUCUCCUCAGCCACAACAGGUUGUAUCACGAAAGCGAUAAACGGUGAAAGUAUUGAUGAGGGUGAAAUGCUCAGUAUGUUCAUUGGCAUCAUUGGCACCGCUUUGAGCUUUGUGGGCAGCCCCGUUGCGGGGGCUCUUUUCACUAUGACCUUUUCAAUCAUUGGUGGCAUUCUUCCAGGCCAAAAGAAAGAAGAUCCGUUAGACAAACUCUACAAAAAGAUCAUGGCAGAGGUCCGUGAAAUCGUUACGGAGAAGGUGAACCAGGCGCAGUUCCGGGAGUUCCAGACAGAGGCAGUCAUGGUGCUCGAUGAGCUCAAGUUCGUAGCUUCCCUCCUUACCUCCACUCAGGAUGCUGCUUCAAGAUUUGAGGAUCAGCUGAACCUCAUGUGGCUCUUGAUGAUUCAACAUGACUUGCGGCUCAUUCGGUACCAGUUGUCUGGUUUCUCGGUGUGCUCCAAGGGAAGGCACUUUUCCCAAGAGUGCAGAGACUGGCACAAGAAUUGCGUCUUCAUACUGGUGGAUGACGUGCUCCAUGCCGAACGAGGGAUUGCUGUAAAGCUGCUGAAGCUGGAACCGGAAUCGGGCUUGAAAGUGGAUGCUCGGAUCGUUGGAGAGGUUCCAGAGCUGAUUGAUGUGAUUGAAGAUGGGUACCUUCAAUGCAUGGGCGAGGUCCAAGGGGGGAGCUAUUAUUCCGAUGCAGCUGAAAAUGCAUCAGACUUCUACAGAUCUGUCUGGGAACGCUUGCCUGCCCUCAUGUCCCUCAGUGAUCGUGAGGAGCACAAGGCUUACUGGGAGUAUACAAACGCCCAAAACGCAUCAAAAAGGUAUGACAUUCCAGUGGAGAUUGACAUAGACUACGAAUGCCUUGACCACCAGGUUGACAUGUACGACCAUACCUGUCCUGGGAGAUCUUUUUUGACGCAGCUGCAGUUCGAAGGAACCUUUGCGCCAUCUAAUGAUAGGUACGUCUACACCCACAUCGACGCGAAGUGCCGCAAACCUGCAGAUUGCGCUCCCCAAGACACAUCACUUUGCCGCACCAAAAGAAGCCAUGAAAAAUAUUCCUAUGGCGAAGACAACAAGUAUGUUUGGCCAAGAACCAGCGAGGGUCCUUGGAUGGGCUGUCCAGCAGGCUGGUUCGCUUCUCGUGUGCAGCUGGAGUUUAUGUCGGAGCACUAUGCUAAAGAAAAGGAUCAGGCGCAGGAAAUUCCGCUAGAAGUCGAGAUGACUUGCGACCCCUUGCUUGGAUCUGCGAUUGCCCCGCCCUCGUUGCACGUGCCCACACACAGCCGUGAACCCUGGAAAUCCAAGCAGCGUUUAGUGCAGGUGUUAAGCUUCAUCAUGGCUACCCGGCGCUGUCGCGCCGACCUUCGACUCAGGCCUAUGGCCACACUCAUUGACAUCCAGAAAUGCCAGAAAUGGAACAAGCAUGAGACGUAUGGAUUAGGAUUUUAUGGGGUUUCCAGAUGCCCCAUGGCAGCUGUGUCAGCUUCACCGGCCGAGGUCAAGUACUGGGUGAAGCGGCAUGGUCGGUGGUGCUAUUGGCGCAGAGUCCCAUGUAUUUCGGCCCAAAAAGCCGUGGAGAUUCCGGAUGAUGCGUCUUCCAUCUCCGGCGCAUCAACAGGUGCCAGCUGGGGAGGAUCGCAUGGCGCUGAGCACGAGCGCAGGUGUAAAACCACUUGGUCCAACUACAAUCCUGGAUUCAAGUGGCAUGUUAAUCUGAUCGACCUGCGUGAGCUUGGCUACGAGCAUGCAGAUCCGUAUUUGGAUUGAUGGAGCUGUUGGUGCUCAAGAAAUAGCGCUGACCGAUGUUUCCGAUGAGAGCCUGAACACUUCAAGCGUGCUCAUCCUGAGCCAAGUCAAGUGCUGAGCAUGGCAUGGCGUAGCCGGCGUUGCUCUGCAGUGCACUGAAAAUAUCUCGAGAUGCUUUGAACACUUAGCUGAUCCUGUC